AUGAAUGCUUACUGGAACAAGGCAAAGAAAGAGAAGACAGAGGCACCAACCAAGGAGCCAACAAGUGGCAAGGCAGCUGAGGCUCCACUGCUAGGGCCAGGGGCGGGGGCAGCAACCUCGGCCGUGGCCAUGGCGGAACUGACGGAGGCAGCGGCGAUGAGAACAGCGCAGGUGACCUUCCUCAUGUCCAUGAUGAAUAAAAUGCGACUUUGUUUUGGAGACCCGCGGGUGUGGUGUCUGAGGAACAAUGGUGCUCUUGAGUGGCUUUUAAAGAUAGGGUUUCAGUUAUUUUGGGAAAACACCACUUUUUUAGCUUCUGAAAUGGUCAAAAGUGUAUGGUCUUGCAUGGAUUUCGGGUUUGUUUCAAAG
This is a messenger RNA of Sphenostylis stenocarpa, 369 nucleotides long. The record is from the annotation of a GenBank genome assembly. Lineage: Eukaryota; Viridiplantae; Streptophyta; Magnoliopsida; Fabales; Fabaceae.